This is a messenger RNA of Macadamia integrifolia, 6986 nucleotides long. RefSeq lists its product as uncharacterized. The transcript has 9 exons. The record is from RefSeq and is a predicted model, not a curated record. Lineage: Eukaryota; Viridiplantae; Streptophyta; Magnoliopsida; Proteales; Proteaceae. The coding region runs from base 420 to 6314 and encodes 1964 amino acids.
ACUUUAUCUUUGCUAUGGUAUGAAAAACUCGUUCUAUCAGAGCUUCAAGAGGAGGUGUAUAUCUCUCUCUUCUUCUUAGCCGCAAACCCUAGCUAUAGUUAAAGAACAGGGACGAAAUUACAGAGAUUCGAAGUCGAUCGCCAUUAGAGAGGUUCCUCAUAUACCAAGGUGAGGUUUGGGAAGGGGGGGUGGGUUGGCAGCAUAUUUCUAGGAGUCCCAUUCUAUGUAAAGAAAAGGAGUAACCUGCAGAAGAAACUUUUGGAGUGAACAUGUGUUAUGAAUGUCACUGUUAGGCCUUCUAGUUCUCUUUCAGAGAGUUAUGACAAUGGGAAGGUCUUGAGUAUCACUGGUGUCCUUUUCAGGGUGGUCUUUUCCCUACCAAAGAAUCAGCUGCAGAAAAAUUGCGGAUUUGAUUAUCUAUGCCUGGCAAUGAAAUUGCAGACAAGGUCCACAAUUUCUUUGAUCAAGACAAUCUGUCGCAGUGUCAGCACCAGUUGCAGGCUACUGGUGGAAAUUGGGCAGUUCUUCAUAACAAUCCGUGGGCUGGAGGCCAGAGACCGAUUGGAACACCUCUGAAUUCUAACUCAAAGAACUACAGUGUGCUGCAAUCAGAUUCUGGGAAUGGAAAUGGCAGGCAGUCUUCAAGAGUACCACAGGGCUCAGACUUUACCCAGUUAGCGCUGAGGCCAGAGUUUUCCAAGGGCCAAUCCAGAAACCAACAGCUGAAUCUGAAUGGAUUUACACAUGGACAUAAGAGUUUCCAGACAACCCAGCAUCAGGCAGAGUUUCUGGGAGGAAGGGCAAGAGGUUUAUCUGUUCUUGAACGACAGCAAGGGAAUGGACCUGAACGAAGUCCUGGCCUAACCAAAAAUUCAGAGAGGUUGGAAACUGCUGAGGCUUCUAGUAAUAUUGACUUUCUUGGUGUUCAACAGCGGCUCAUGAGGGGGCAACAAUCAGGUUUGCCACAGCCUCGGCCGAGGCAGCAGUCUGGUUUUAAUGACAUUUCCCCAUGGCAGCAACAGCUAAUGAUCAAACAACUGCAAGACCUUCAAAGGCAGCAGCAGCUUCAGCAAUUAGAUCAAGCAAGGCAGCAAAAUUCAAUUAACCAGCCAACUUCUGUUUCAAAACAGACUACUGUUGAUCAGUUACCAACUCUAGUGAAUGGCAUACCUGUCCAUGAAGCCUCUAACUUCUUUUGGCCAAAUGAGCAUAUUGGGGGUGACUCUAAGGUAGUACCUAGUUCCUCACAAAUGUUUAUGGUUGGUGGGAUGAACUGGGUGCAGCAGAGUGGAUCUCCCUCCAUGCAAGGAUUUCCUAAUGGAGUUAUGUUUUCAAAUGAACAAGGUCAGGCCCCACGUACGAUGGGUUUUGUUCCUCAACAGCUUGACCAAUCUCUGUAUGGUGCUCCAAUCACUAGCAUGAGAGGAAAUUUGAAUCAGUACUCUAAUGUACAAGGCUUUUUACAUGAUUCAGUUGAUAUGUUGACCAAGACAGGUGACAACCAAAUAGAGAAGCCUCUUAUUCAGUUAUCAUCAUUAAAUAACUCCUUUCAGGGAGAUCAUCAUGUGGAAUUUCAGGACCAGGUUUGCACACAGGAUGGUUCUUUAAUUUCCAAGCAGGGAUUUCAAGGGAAAGGAUUGUUUGAGAAUGUUCCUGUUCAGGAGUUAAGUGGUGGAGUUUUAUCUCGUAACACACAGCAAUUGAAUUCUUCCCCUAGGAAUGCACAUGUGCAGGGAUUCCCAGGGAGGCAGGAGGAAUCUGGUUGGUCAGGAAACCUGCAGGAAAAAACGAUGCCACAGGUUGGCCCUUCUCAGGGUUUAGUUGCCCUAGAUCCAACAGAAGAGAGGAUAUUGUUUAAUUCAGAUGAUGGUUUAUGGGGUGCUCCUUUGGGCAGGGGCAACAACAUGGGUACAGGAGUCUAUGGGAAUCCCCUGGAAGGUCCGGAUUACUUCAGUGCAUGUCCUUCCAUUCAGAGUGGAAGCUGGAGUGCUCUUAUGCAGUCUGCUGUUGCGGAAGCUUCUAGCAGUGAUACCGGGUUACAGGAAGAGUGGAGUGGUUUGAGUGUCCAGAGGAUGUCAACUGGGAAUCAGCCCACAACAUUUAAUGGCAGUGGGAAGGGGCAAUCAAGUUGGGUUGAUAGCAAUUUGCAGACUGCGUCUUCUUUAACUCCAAGACCUUUACCUUUAUUUGAUGCCAAUGUAAAUCCAAAUAGUCAUAAUGUUCCUGGUUUUCAGCUAUCUGGUGUCAAAUUUCCAUAUGAGCAGAGUGAGAAGGUGCAACCUGAUCCAUCACAUGACUCUGUUCGACAGUCUCCUAGAGAAAGUGGCAAAUGGUUGGAUCGUAGUCCUCAGCAAAAGCCACAUGUUGGGGGUAGUCAUCAACUUCAGUCUCCUAUGCAUUUGGAAAAUGCUCCGGCUGGUGCUUGGGCUGGUCAAAUGUACGAGCAGUCAGAGGCUGCUGCACAUUCUUCGGAUGUGGAAUUAAAUUCUCAUAACAUCAGUGGUUCGUGGGCUUACCAGCAGAACAUGUCCUAUAAUAUUGGUAGCCAUCCCUGUAAUAAGCAAAAUGGUUGGAAUAUUAAUGAGGCCCUACCACCGAGUGGAGAUGCUACGUUAAAAGGUCGGGAGAAUGAAAACACUGUGCACAUUUCUCAGAGCAAUGAUGGAAAGAGAGUCAUGCAAGCAGAAGGGGAUACUAAUAGUGUUCUAUGGAAUGCUGAUGCUAAUCGUGUGUCAAUGCCCUUCCCUAAUUCAGCGUCAGGAUUGGAGCAAAUAAAAUCUGGCACUGGUAGUCCACAGGUCAAUCCAGAAGAUUCUCACAGGAAUAACUUUACUGCUCUACCUGAGUCAAGCACUACAAAGGGUAAUCAGGAAAUUGACCAACAAGUUGCACAUAGUCAUCCUUUUGAUUAUGGGAAGCAUGCUAUUGAUUCUUCUGUGAAGUACAAAGGAAAUGAGAGUGGUGGGAGGUAUCAGCAUCGGCUCAGCAAUGUUCCACAAGUUUUUGAGUCAUCAUUGCAUAAUUCUGAAAGGGCUUCUGGUGAAACAUAUGACAAGAGGCAGGAGAACAGCUUCCAGAAAGAGAUAUCUAAUGAUAGCUCCAACUCCAGCCGACCCCAUAAUUCUGUUACAGGAGGUGGUGUCAGAGAUAACACAUGGUUAAAUGCAAAUGAUUUUAAUUCUUUGGCUGGGGCAAACCAAAAGUCAUUGGGUCAGGUUGGCCGGAAAACCUCUGGGCCUCGCAAGUUUCAGUAUCAUCCAAUGGGAAGUUUAGGUGUGAACAUAGAAUCCUCUGAAUCCAUGAAACAUGUCAUGCAUUCACAGGCACUAUCCCAGCAGGUUACUGAAGGAUUGAAGGGUCAGGAGAAAGGUUACUCAAAUUUUGUUGGUUACGCUUCUAACAAUGUCAUGGAUAUAGAUAAGGGGCAGGUAGCAGAUUUCCAAAGAAGCAUGAAAAGAUCAGAGGAAACACCUUCUAGAGGUGUUAUUCCUGGUCAUGGAUCUAUUACAUCUGCACCCUUUGAUGGACCAGCUGGUUUUUAUGCUCCAAACAGAACGGCUCAAACAAGUCACAACAUGCUUGAGCUUCUCCAUAAGGUGGACCAAUCAAGGGAUCACAGCACUGCAAAAUCGUUUGACCCUUCUGAUCAUAGUCGAUCAUUUGAGAUGCCAGAGUCAGAAGCUUCGGAAACAUUUGUUGCUCAUCGUAGGUGCACUCAAUCAUCUGCUUCUCAAGGUUUUGGUUUAAGGUUGGCCCCUCCAUCGCAACGGCUACCUGUUUCAAGCCAUGCGUUUCCAUCUCAGAGUUCUUCACAAGCUAUUAAUGAACAUGACUUGAGGCAUGCUGAUCCAGAGGUAGCUGAGAAGGGUCAGACAUGGUUGGCUACCUCUGCUCCUGUGCAGUCUUUGGCUCAUUCAGAGGAAAUGUCUCAGAGGGAACACUGGGAUAAUAAAACAAGUACUUCAGGACAAGCUGGCAAUGAGAACUCACUCUCUAAUAUGCAGGGAAAAUCUUCUACAUUUACAUCUGCUCGGCCACAUUCAGGAAAUCAAUUUCAAUGUCAAGGUGGACAAGUACCAAAGGAUCACUCUCUAAAUGGUCCUUUUGAUAGCCUUGCUUCUCGUUUAACACAGACAAACAACUCUCAUGACAGAGUGGCAUCUGAUCAAUCUGCACAAGCAUCAUUGCCUGGUGCAAGUGGCAGGGUGGUACCUUUCAACCUUGGUUCCUCUGCUGAUACAGCCAAACCAGUCAGCACAAGCUCUUCUUAUCUUAGAGUUUCAGGCCAACAGCUCCCAGCAUUGGACUCUGUCCCUGUUUCUCAUCCAUUGGUUACAUCAGGCAUAUCUCAGCAGGAUGCCUUCUCAAAAAUGUUGCAUAACGUGUGGAACAAUGUAUCGAGUAGGCAGCGUCCGUCUUCUAGUCAUCCUCACAAGGUUCCUACCAGUUUGUUUCCAUUCAUCAACCACCCAUCCAAUAAUAAUCUGGAAACAACUUCAUGGGCACAAAAACCAGGUGAUCAGGAUGUCAAGAAAGGAGUAAAUAAUUCCCUAGAAUUUGGUGCAGGUUCUAUUAAUCCUCAAGGAUUUCCCCACAGCGAAGAACAACCAAGGAAAGAAAGCUCCUGGAGACAAGUACCGUCUGAGAAUGCUGAGCUGGCUCCACAGACAGCAGCUGCAUCUCGAAGCCAAGAUUCUGUGGCAAAGCAGCUAUUGGAUGCUAAUUCUGUUGCUGCUUCUUCAAUGUUGGCUCAUAGACAUCAACAGGAGAUUGAUAGAGGAAGGAAUGGGAAGGAUCCAGUUGUGAUCUCACAGACAGAGCAAACAUCCAUCCAGAACCCCUCUUCUUCCAACAGAGAUGUUGAAUUGCUUGGCCGUUCUUUGACACCAUCAAAUGUUCAUCAGAAUUACUCCCUGCUGCACCAAAUGCAGGCAAUGAAGAGUGUGGAGACUGAACCUAGUAAGAGGGCUCUGAAGAGGCUCAAAGGACCUGAUUUUGGACCAGAUGGUCAGCUGGUGGCUACCAUGGCAGGACAACAGUUGUUAUAUGGAUACAAUGAAAUGGUCAGAGAUGCCGUACAUAAUGAAAUGAAUUCAGCAGCCCGGAGUAGCCCGUUUUCAUCAGGAGAUACCAAAAUGCUUAGCUUUUCAUCAGAGGUGAGGGAUGAUGCAAAUGCAAAUGUAGAUACCCAGCUUAUUCCUUCCGAGGAUAGGGUGACAUUUGGUCGAAAUGAUUCUCAGAAUCAUUCUAGUAGUAUCAACAUACCAUCAACUAGAGUUGAACAUUCAAAGAUAAGUCUACAGAUGGCACCCUCAUGGUUUGAACAGUAUGGAACCUUCAAAGACGGGCAGAUGCUGCCUAUGUAUGAUUCGCGGAGGACUGCAAAGAUUGCAGCUCAACAGUUCUUCUUUGGAAAGCUUUCUGAGAGUUUGCCUAUGCACACCCGAAUGGAGCAUGUAAAUGCUGCUGAUGCCACUCAGGUUAGUAGUGUUUGGCAAACUACAACAAGCACCACCGUAAGUGAGCGCUCGUCUCCUGCACAUUCUUUUCCACCAGAUGUCACGGAUCAGAGUUUGGCUAUUGUGAGGCCAAAGAAGCGUAAAAGCACAAUGUUAGAGCUUCUACCAUGGCAUAAAGAAGUAACCCAAGGUUCCAAUAGGCUUCACAAUAUCAGUGUUGCUGAACGAGAUUGGGCUGAAGCUGCAAAUCGGCUAAUUGAGAAGGUGGAAGAUGAUUCUGAAAUGUUUGAUGAUGUACAACCACUGGUUCGACCUAGAAGAAGGCUUAUAUUGACAACACAGUUGAUGCAACAACUCUUUCGUCCUGCACCAGCAUCAAUACUCUCUGCAGAAGCCACUUUAAACUAUGAGAGUAUACUAUACUUUGUUGCUAAAUUGGCAUUAGGGGACGCAUGCAGCCUGAUCUGUAGUCCUGGAAGUGGUUCACGUGAACCCCCAAGCAAUGCAAGCAUGGUAUCUGAGAAGGUUAAAAGUUCUGAGAGAAUCGGUGACCUGUGUUUCUCAAAAAAUGUGGAAGAUUUCAUUGGUAGGGCAAGGAAAUUGGAAAAUGAUUUAUCGAGAUUGGACAAGAGAGCAUCAAUUUUAGACCUUCGAGUGGAUUGCCAGGAUCUUGAAAGGUUCUCUGUCAUCAACCGUUUUGCCAAAUUCCAUGGCCGGGGCCAUCCAGAUGGGGCUGAGACCUCAUCAUCCUCUGAUGCAGGUGCAUCCCCACAGAGAACAUGCGCCCAGAGAUAUGUUACUGCACUUCCACUGCCCAAAAAUCUUCCGGAGGGGGUACAAUGUCUGUCACUUUGAUCAUAUAAAUUAAUUGAUUUUUUGCCCCUUCCCCCCUUUUUGGUCAUUGGUGGUCUCCCAUCCCCAAAGCAUUUGUGGUCUCCUUUUUGUAUUUAUGCUGUCAUCCUAUGGGCUGGAUACAGCAAGUGCGAGAAAGGAAAGUAGAGGGGGAUUGAAUUUCUGAUCGGGUCUUCUGAGUAAUCAGGGUUGUCCGUUCCUUUUGAAUGAGGCCAUUGAUGUCAUUUUUUGAGGAAGUAGUCAUAGGCCAUGUAUAUUCUUCAUUUCUUAUGAGAGUCCAAGGAGAGAUUGGUGCCCCCAUCAUUUUGUGAGAAGUAAGAAGGGGCGCUCCAUUUAGUUCUGGUGAAAGAGCUGGUGAAGAAAAGAUGAAUCAGACGGAGCCAGAUGGUCACUACCAUGGCUAAUCCCGAUGUGGGAGAGUUGUUGGGUUUAUCAAUUGUAUUGAUCUACACAGCUCAAACUACCGGACCGGACCGGACCAGACCAGACCUGCGGGGAAUUUAAUCUUUUGAGGUGUGAUCACUGAAUCAAUGAAUGAAAGAAAAUGGGCACUAUUUAGGUACAUUUCAUACAUUAUGUUUCCGAAAUUCUUAAAAUAGUUCACAAGAUUCUGAGAUUCACCUCGGGUGUUUGUACUUCGAUCAGUAUGUAUGAAAGAAUCUUCUUUCUCUUGUC